UUCUCGAAUCUUUGAUAUUUCAGCUCAAACAUCUCUCUCUCUAGAACCCAACAAUUCUGUCACACAAUCACCAGCAAAACCACACGAUCACCGGAAAAAUGCCGUUUUGCGAAGUGGGCAGGCAUCAGAAAUCCGACGGCGCGGCAGCAAGCACCGCCACCGGAAUCCAAAUUUUCUACAGAACAUACGGCAAAGGACCAAUUAAAGUCCUCAUGAUCAUAGGAUUAGCUGGGACCCACGAUUCCUGGGGCCCGCAGAUUAAUGCCCUGACCGGGACAGUGAGGCCGAACGACGACGAGUCGUCGGUGAAAGAUCCCAGCGGCGGCGAGGAGGCGACGGGCGUGGAGGUGUGCGCUUUUGACAACCGUGGAGUGGGAAGGAGCUCCGUUCCCACCAAAAAGUCAGAGUAUACGACGAGUAUUAUGGCAAAAGAUGCGAUAGCUAUAAUGGAUCAUUUGGGAUGGCAAAAAGCUCAUGUGUUUGGCCACUCAAUGGGUGCUAUGAUUUCUUGUAAGCUUGCUGCAAUGGUACCUGAGCGAAUUUCAUCUUUGGCGUUGUUGAAUGUAACUGGUGGAGGUUAUGAAUGCUUACCAAAGUUUGACCGUCAAACUCUGUCAAUUGCUCUGCGUUUUCUGAGGGCAAAAACUCCUGAACAGAGAGCAGCCGUUGAUUUAGAUACCCACUACUCACAGGAAUAUCUUGCAGAGUACAUUGGACUAAAAACUAGAAGAGCAAUUUUAUACCAAGAAUACGUAAAAGGCAUAUCAUCAACAGGUAUGCAGUCGAAGUACGGAUUUGACGGUCAGAUUAACGCGUGUUGGACCCAUAAAAUGUCGAGAAAAGAGAUAGAAUCCAUCCGUAUGGCUGGAUUUCCUAUAUCAGUAAUUCAUGGCAGACACGACAUUAUUGCUCAGCUCUGCCAUGCAAAACGACUUGCAGAGAGAUUAUAUCCAUCCGCAAGAAUGGUUGAACUUAAUGGUGGGCAUCUAGUAAGCCAUGAGAGGACCGAGGAGGUAAAUAAAGCUCUACUAGAGUUGAUCAACGCAUCACAAAGUAGGAUAAAUCUGUACGAAUGGACAAAUUUGUCCGCUAAAAACAGUGUUGGCAAGGCAUCUCAGUUAACGGCAUGGAGAGCAGCCAGUUCGUCUUUCAUUCUUGGGAGCGUAGAGAAGCUACAGAUCUUCAUUUUAUACUUUUUUGGCCUCUUUGGACUGGCCUUUCAGUACUUACGAAGAGGCGUGAUGAGGCUUAAGCCCGUCAAAGUAGAAGCAGCUCUUACUAACUAACACUUUCCCCUGCUGGGAUUCGAUGUUUCUUCAUUUACUAUCACUUACACAGCGUCGCCAGUCUGGGCAUGGACGAGCUAUAGAGAACACGAAGAUUAUCACUACAGUUUUAUGCUACAGCGCUAAUGAGACAGUCUAAGGCGGGUGCAACGAGAAGCGAGGCAAGACCCGUGUAGCUGAACCCAGAAUAAAGAUCAAGUGCAAUAUAUCUACACAAUAUUCUGUUUAUUCAAACACACACAACACCUUCCUUCCUUCCCUUUUGGGCUGUACACAUACAGUGUAAAUUAUGAUACCACAAUAUAUUGAGCAAUGAAAUGUGAUUAUACAUAUAAA
Molecule: messenger RNA, 1622 nt
Organism: Salvia hispanica
Lineage: Eukaryota; Viridiplantae; Streptophyta; Magnoliopsida; Lamiales; Lamiaceae
Molecular function (GO): catalytic activity
Source: RefSeq, a predicted model, not a curated record